GAAUAUUUUGUGUUGGGAAUCAAGUAGAUAUUUCAUAAUUAAUGGUCGAACAAAGAAUAGAGAGCGAAUCACGUGCAAUGUGAACUUAGCAUAAGUCGAACAAUCGACUAUGAAUAGUCGAGUACUCGGUUUUUACCCAAGUCCAUAGUCGAGUUUGAUAGCAUUUGGAAAAACGAUAGUAGCAGCUAGUUCCGCGCUCUUUAGUGAAGAUGUUCAAUUUUCUCAUGUCUCAUUCGUAAACAACAGAGUACCCCGAGUCUUUGCUUUCUGUUUAUUUUUUAUCAAGUAUUGCUUUUUGGCCUUUAUAUUCGCUUCGUUGGGACGUUUUUCAUUUCAUUUCAUAAGUGCAAGGAUGAGCUACCCUACGGGAUACCUACAAAUGGGAGCUACUUCACCAGAUAAUAUUCCCCCGGUCAAUAGUGAACUAUACGGAUAUGGAAAUGUUACAUAUCCUUCCGCUGAGGCCGGUUUUCAAAAUCAGACUACAACAGAAAAUAGUCCACAUACCUACGGGGAGUACAAGACCUCCUUGAAGCGAAAAUAUUUGGAUUCUUUCCGUGUGCCAAAAAAGCAAGAAACCGUUGUCGAACAUGAUGAUAAGGGCAAUCUGGUUAUGUUUAGUGGGCGACAUCCGUCAUAUCCAGAUGAACUGAAUGCGCUAAUACAUCCUUCUACAUGUGACUUGUGUAACAUGAAAAUGAAUUCGGUAAUAUCGGCAAAGGAUCACUAUGAAUCGAAAUCACACGAUAGAAACAUUACAAACUGGAUUACAAGGAAUUAUACUGAAAAGGGCCUUAACCCUCCCGAGAUAGUGCGUUAUUAUAAGCAAGGGCCCGUGGGACCAAAUGCAUUCCAUUGUGACCUGUGUGAUUUAAAGUUAACUUCGUUGACACAUGCUCAACAACAUUUUGCUGGCAGAAAACAUCAAUUGGUUCUAAGUCAACGAUCGAAGCCUUCUGGCGCUGGUUAUUACAAUAAUGAAGGAAAAUGGGUUAGACUUUCCACAAAAGCUUUUCCAAAGAGUGCAGAUCGACGAUUCGGAAUUGGCGAACAAUUUCUUUACUCAUCCAAUGAUAACGUCACAACAACCACUGCCAAUGAAUCUUCUAACUCCGUCAUUAAUUCACCAACACAAACGCCAGAAGAGAAUGCUGCGGCCAAACCCCCAAAAAUCCCUAAAAUGAAUGAGCAUGAUCCAAAUCUCUUUUGUGCGGUAUGUAAUGUAAGUGCAACAUCAGCAUUACAGAUGACAAUGCAUUUAACUGGAGCUAAACAUCAGAAAAAACUAAAGGCUAGUGGCGUUGAAAUCACCAAUACUGGCCACGCUCCAUCUUCUACUACUGCUGCUGACUCAAAUCAAAAUGCGGAUAAUCUUCUUAAUUCCGUUAUUAAUGAACUGAAACCUGAUACAACCGACUUGUCAAUGUACCGCACUCCUAGUGGUCAAUAUUAUUGUCAAACGUGUAAUUUAACUAUUACCAAUCUAAGUAGUUUGCAAAAACAUCUUGAAGGAAAGCGUCACCUCAAAGUUCAAAUGGAACAAAGGGCAUUAGCAGCAAUAUCCAAAGUAAAAACAAAAUAAGCAAAUGAAUUUGUAUACCAAUAUCAUUAUUGGUCUGUUCCAGAACUGCGAGAAUGUAAAAGUUUUUACUACGAUAGCCGAUGUUUUCUUUAUGAUAUCGAAGAAAAUUGCAAAACUAGUAGAUUCUUGUAGGUUCUGAAACAGAGCGUAUGUGUUUUUGAUAAACACAAAAUAGUCUUAUUAAUUUAUUAUGAAAUCCUUAUAUUUUAUUAGAAUAACUCUCUUGAACAUUAAAUAAAAAAUGUUCCUUAUACACACACACAAAA
Messenger RNA from Musca domestica (house fly), 1848 nucleotides. RefSeq names its product zinc finger matrin-type protein 3. Lineage: Eukaryota; Metazoa; Arthropoda; Insecta; Diptera; Muscidae. The record is from RefSeq and is a predicted model, not a curated record. Gene Ontology annotation, molecular function: nucleic acid binding; zinc ion binding. The transcript is spliced from 3 exons. The coding region runs from base 353 to 1582 and encodes 409 amino acids.